AUGGAUAAAUGGACAAAGGUUCCAUUAAAUAUAUUAUAUAAGCAUUCACGAAAUUUAUCUGAAUAUGAAAAAUUGAUCAAGAAUGAGGAUAUACCUUUUAUGCGUCGUAUAUUAACUAAGAAAGGAAUAAAAGAAAUAAGUGAUAAUUUGUUAUUAAAUGAGAAAACUAAUAUAAAUUUGUUUGGAAGAUUAUAUAAAAAUAACUAUGAAUAUAAUUUUUUUGAAGAUGAGACUAAUGAUACUCAUUGUGAAGGGGAAGAAGAUAGUUUUUCUAAAUUGAAUAUAAUGAAUAAAGAAAAUGAAAAUAUAAAUGAUAUUAUUGAUAACAAUUGGGAUUCUGUGAAAGAUAUGAAUUAUGUUUAUGAUAAUGAAAGUUUUUGUGGUUCGGAUCAUGUGUAUAACUGGGAAUUAGGAAAACAAAGUUUAAUUAAGAUGUUAGAUUUUUCAUAUAAUUUUUGUGUAUAUGGUAUGAAUUAUGACCUUUGGGAAUUAAUACGCAUACCAACAAAUAAUUAUGAAGAAGGUGGUUCAAGGGUUCAAAAAAUGUAUGAAACAUUUAUUAGUUCACAACAUGGUAAUGAGAUAAGAUUAUUUAUAAAAAAGAUUCCUAUUAGUGCAUGGGUAAAUCAAUAUAAAUUAAUGAAGGAAUAUGAAGGAGAAUAUAUUGCAAAUGCUGAAAAUUAUGUUAUGGAAGUAGUUGCUUUAUCUUUUUUAAAUGAAUAUUAUCCAGGUAUAGCACCUAAUUUAUACCGAGUUUUAUUUGAACCAGAUGUAGAUUAUAUUGGUAAGAGAUUUCCUCAAGAAGAUAUUUUCCAAGAUUUGGAUACCUUCAAUCUUGUAUUAGAAAAUGAAUUGAAAUCAAAUAUGAAUGGUUAUAUUGUAAUGGUUUCUGAAUAUUUUGGGGAGAAUAUAAGUGAAUAUAUAAAAAGACAAAGAAAAAAAAUGUUUUCUAUAGGAAGAGAAAAGAAGAAAAAAAAAUUAUUAUAUGAUUGUUUAAAUUUAUUAAGAAAAUUACACAGUGCAGGAUUAUCUCAUCUAGAUUUUACUAGUCAUAAUAUAUUAAUAUCAGAUAAUCAUGAAAUACGUUUAUGUGAUUUUGGGAAAGCUACUCCUAUGUAUACUUUUAAUUUACGACAUAUAAAUAAUAUAAAUGGUAUUUACCCCUUUGAAUCAUGUGCUCCUUAUGUUGGUAAGGUUCGAUUUAUUCCUCCUGAAUGUUGGGAAUUAAUUAAAAAACAGGAAGAACUUGAUAUAACUUAUCCAUUAGAAUAUUUAAAGUCUAUUACAGACGAAGAAGAACGAAAAACGUUUUAUUUUAAUGUUUCAUCAGUUGAUAAAUAUAUGUUGGGGAUCUUAUUUAUAUGGAUUUGGAAUUAUAAUUAUUUAUGGAAGCGUUCUGAUCCAUCAUAUGAUGAUCAAUAUUUAAAAUUUACACAAUAUGACAUGAACCUUGAUUUUUUUAAGGAGACGAAAAGGUGGCCAAAAGAAUUAAAAAAUAUAAUUAAGCAAUUAAUACAUAUAGAUUAUAGGAAGAAUUUAAACCUAAAUGAUUUGAGUAAAAAUCCUUGGUGGUCAUCAAAUAUUUAA
Molecule: messenger RNA, 1587 nt
Organism: Plasmodium adleri (nom. inval.)
Lineage: Eukaryota; Apicomplexa; Aconoidasida; Haemosporida; Plasmodiidae
Product: serine/threonine protein kinase, FIKK family, putative
Exons: 2
Coding region: 1-1587 (528 amino acids)
Biological process (GO): protein phosphorylation; intracellular signal transduction
Molecular function (GO): protein serine/threonine kinase activity; ATP binding
Source: RefSeq, a predicted model, not a curated record